Symbiodinium necroappetens is the source of this 1083-nucleotide messenger RNA. NCBI's taxonomy places the organism in Eukaryota, Dinophyceae, Suessiales, Symbiodiniaceae. The record is from the annotation of a GenBank genome assembly.
AUGUUGGCUCUUCGCCUUGUCUCCUCUUCCCGAAGCGGAGUCCGCCACUGGUCGGCUUUCACCUGGUUGAGCCGAGGCCUCACAGAGACGGUAAGCCCGAAGACCGGGCGCUUGAAACCGAACCUCCACCGGCUCCCCGAAAGCGAGUGGAUCCUCGUGGAAGAAGGCAUUCCUGGCCCAGGAGCACUUCGAAGCUUUGCAGAAGCUCGAGAAAUGCUACGGCGGAAGCACGAGACCUUCGAGUCGCCUGAUCGCGAGAAGUACCUGUUGCAGAUGCCCGGCUCGAGCGAAGCCCAAGCGGAGGUGCUGGAGAUGCUGCUUGAGUACCUUCCCCGAAGGUAUCCCAACUGUUUUCGCGUCUCGCACGGUUCCGUCAAGUUUGGGCCAGACACUGUGGUCACGACGUCCGCUCAUGACUGGCACGCAGAGUACCGGGUUGGAGAUUUUGCUAAAUGCCCGAUCGAGCUGGCAUCCCGCCUUGUCUGUGAGGAUCUCGUCGUGCUCCAGGAUGGUGUGGUGUGCGCCGGGUCCGUCAUGUUCAGUUUCAGCAAUUUCCACAAGAGGUUCGGCAAGGACAUGAACCAGCUGCAUGCCAAAGUCCCACAGUAUGGUGCUGAUCUGGAGAAGCCGGUUAAUCGGAUCUUCGCUUCGUUGUCGCCGGAUCGUCCGCUUUGUCGCAGCAACUGGAACAUAUCUUGGAGUGACGACAUCAUGGCCGGGUACAGUCGAUAUCCUCACCGGAACCCGGGAAUCUCAGCCCGAGAGCGAGAAGCGUCCUUGACGAGACUGCGUCAGGCUGUCCUGACUCACGGCUUGGCAGACAGUGCCUGGCUGAAGGUCGAAUAUCAAACAUUGCGCAGACUGCGCCAAAAUUCAUCCUGCAUUCUGUUCACGAUCCGCACCUUCCUCAAUUCGUUCGCCGAUCUUUCCAGCGAGCCUAGUGCAGCAGGAAAUCUACUAUUGAAUCUGCAGCAGCUGCACGGAAGAGAGUUCAGUCAGUACUUGGGUAUCGACGACCCCGGAAUUUACACGUUGGUCGAGGCUUUCGUGAAAGAUGCAAGCUCUCCGCGCCAUGCUGAUUGA